Molecule: messenger RNA, 4821 nt
Organism: Blastomyces dermatitidis ER-3
Lineage: Eukaryota; Fungi; Ascomycota; Eurotiomycetes; Onygenales; Ajellomycetaceae
Product: ABC multidrug transporter
Exons: 19
Coding region: 683-4528 (1281 amino acids)
Biological process (GO): transmembrane transport
Cellular component (GO): membrane
Molecular function (GO): ATP binding; ABC-type transporter activity; ATP hydrolysis activity
Source: RefSeq, a predicted model, not a curated record
CGAUAGUAACUAAUAACAAACACAGAGACCAGACCAGACCAGCCAGAGCAACAAGUAGUUACAGCGUGGAGACUUCGCAUAAUUUGCAGGCAAUUCUCGCUGUUCCAAUUGCAGCCAUGGCAGCUAACUUCUGAGAGCACUUUCGAUGAGGAACCCUGUCCCGUUCAGGUAGCAAGCAAGCCAGCACAGAAAUAUUAACACGGCCUUUCCAUGCUCCCGAGUCCCUGAAAAGAGCAGUAAUUAAUUGGCUGAUUCUCGAGCUCUUCGUGCAUUCAAGAUUUCGUUGUGAUGGAGGUCAUCCUUGACCCCACGGCAUCGCCUUGGUUAUUUGGGCGCACAAUCAGCCCAGGGCGAAGAGGCUCCCCAGACGCUCGUUUCACACCGUACGGUGUAUGUGACUCUCCAGGCAUCCCUUACAGUGAAACGAGGAGAGAAUUAGAUGAUGAUCAAGUCCAACGCAGUCAGCAUUAUUACUAUGUAUGCACUUUCGGGGUUGUCGGGACCCGGGGCCAAGAAUCUGGAUACGAGCUAGGUUCGCGCUACCCCGUGCUUAGACUGCCAAAAUUAUAUCAAAGUCCUGUCACUCCCUCUCGCGAAUCAAAAAUGUUCUCCGCUGGGUCAGAGGCAACCCCGGGCUGAUGUUUGCUUGUUCGGCUUCCAAACAAGCUAUCCUGCCGCCGAGAUGGACAACAACACCACCCAAGCCGAAGCUGAGAAGCAGCAGUCCGAACCGGAACAGAAGCCUCCAUUCAAGAAUUUCUGGAGAAUAUUAGGCCAUGGAACCCUCCUCGACAAGAUUUUAAUGGGAAUUGCUACACUGUGUGCCGCUGGAGCAGGAACGGCGUUACCUUUGAUGAACAUCGUAUUCGGCAAUGUUGUUAGUAAUUUCAAUCGAUAUUUCAUCCCUGGUUCAGGGGUCUCCAAAGAGGAGUUUCUUAGCAGCGCGAAUGAGAGUGUGUUGUAUAUUGUAUACCUCUUUAUCGGCAAGUUUCUGCUCGGCUAUAUUUCAAUGUUUUGUCUACGAAUGACGGGAAUCAGAAUCUCUGCCCGCCUUCGUCUAUCGUAUCUCCAAGCUCUCUUCAACCAACCCAUUAGCGUUUUUGAUACUCUCCCUCCUGGAAGACCAACAAACACAAUCACUACCUCUUCAAAUACGAUACAAGCAGGUAUCUCGGAUAAAUUGGCGAUACUUGUUCAAUCAUUGGCCCUGGUCAUAGGUGCUUACUCAGUCGCGUUCCGUUACUCCUGGUCCUUGACAUUGGUUGCAAGCGCCUCUAUUUUAUUUAUAUCAAUAGUAUAUGGCGCCCUUAUUCCGAUAUAUAUCAAACUGCAAAAAAAAGUUGAGCAAGCAGACGAAAAAGCCUCGUCGAUUGCAGGAGAAGCUCUUGGAUCUAUUCGUACCAUUGUCUCUUGUUGUGCAGAAGGCCGGCUUGCGGCUCGUUAUGGAGAAUGGGUUGCGGAAUCACGAAAACGAGGAAUGCGGCUGGCGCCUCAGAUCGGCGCGCAGCUCGCUCCGUCAAAUUUCGCUAUGUACUCCAGCUUCGCGUUGACGUUCUGGUUCGGCGUCAGGCAGUUUGCAUCGAAAAAUAUUCCUGAUGUUGGCCCAGUUAUUACUGUUAUUUUUUCGGUUCUAAUAGUGGUAUCAACUCUCUCUUUUGUUGCAACCCCUAUCAUCGCCGUAUCCAAGGCGGUGAGCGCAUCUACCUAUUUCUUCGAAAUGAUUGAUGCGCCAAAGCCUAAAACAUCGGGAUUGAAAGAUCAAGACGUCGCAACUACCGAUAUUCGCUUCGAGGACGUGAAUUUCUCCUAUCCAUCCCGCUCCAAUGUAAAGAUUAUCAACAACAUGACUCUUGAUAUUCCAGCUGGAAAAAUAACAGCCCUUGUUGGACCUUCUGGUUGCGGGAAAAGCACCAUUGUUGCACUGCUUGAGCGUUGGUACCAGAUCGAGACACAGUUCGAGGGCGACGCUACACCAAAAAGUCAUUCUCCACAAAGUGAGGAGGAUCCUCAAAAGGAAAAAGAGCAAGACACAGAAAUAACCCCAAAUAGUGGGUCGAUCAAAAUAGGGCCUCACGAUCUCUACGACCUGGAUCUUAAAUGGUGGAGAUCCCAAAUUGGAUUGGUUCAACAGGAACCGUUUACAUUUAACACAACCAUCUACCAAAAUGUUGCUUAUGGUCUAGUGGGAUCAAGGUGGGAAAAUGAAUCAGAAGAGGUGAAAAGAGAGCUUGUCAAGGAAGCAUGUCGGGAAGCUUUUGCUUCGGAGUACAUUGAAAAGCUGCCGCUGGGAUAUGAUACUAUGGUUGGAGAGAAUGGCUUGAAACUCAGCGGCGGGCAACGCCAGAGACUUGCAAUUGCUCGAAGUAUCAUUAAAAGGCCACCAAUUCUCAUCCUAGAUGAAGCCACAAGUUCGAUAGAUGUUCGGGGAGAACGCAUUGUUCAAGAAGCACUUGACCGUGUAUCCAAAAAUCGCACAACCAUAACCAUCGCCCAUCGGUUAUCUACGAUAAAAAAGGCGGAUAAGAUUAUCGUGCUGAAAGGAGGGGAAAGCAUUGAGCAGGGAACACAUGAGAAGCUGCUGGAAUUCAAAGGGUUAUACCACUCGUUGGUUGAAAAUCAACGCCUGGAAAUGGGAGACCACGAUACUGAUGUCCAAGGUGACGCCCAUCCAAAAAGCCAAGUAGAAGAUAUACAGACCCUCCUUCAAGAAGCGUCAAGAGUGGACACCGUUGGUGAGCCGGACCAAGAACCUGAGCCGACAUAUAAAGCGAGAUCCUUGUUCAAUUCAGUCGGGCUGUUCCUUUGGGAGCAGAGAAAGCUCUGGUAUCUGGAUGUAGCCAUCGUCAUUGGCGCUGCUGGCUGUGGAUCCGCCUUCGCCAUCCAAAGCUACAUCUUUGCACAACUCACGGCCGUGUUUCAGCUUUCUGGCGAUGAGCUAAUUAACCGGAGCGAAUUCUGGUCCCUAAUGUUCUUCAUACUUGCCCUUUGCGUUGGACUUUUUUACUUCAUUCUGGGCUUCGCGUCAACUAGCCUGUCUGCGUAUAUUUGCGGCACAUACCGACAAGAAUACUUUGAAAACAUCAUCACGAAGCCGAUCCAUUUUUUCGACGAAGAAGGAAAUUCGACCGGCUCUUUAGCAGCCCGAGUUUCCACCGAUCCGACACAGCUCCAAGAACUUGUUGGCCAUCAGAUGGCUUUCCCGCUGAUUUCCGUAUUCAACAUUAUGGGCUGCAUAUCUGUAGCUUUUUUCUUCGGCUGGAAAUUAACUUUAGUCGCGAUAUUUUCUGCGUUCCCACUCAUUAUUAUAGCGAUGUUUAUUCGGGUCAGAUACGAGGUACAAUUCGAGAAAAUGAAUGCAGCUGUAUUCGAGAGCAGCUCGCAGUUUGCGUCAGAAGCCAUUUCAGCAUUUCGCACAGUCACCUCUCUCACCCUCGAGGAUACUAUUACCACCCGUUACUCCAAUCUUUUACAAGACCAUGUAACGAAGGCUUUCAAAAAGGCAAGAUUUGCAACGCUGAUCUUCGCGGCCGCGGAUAGCAUAGAACUUCCAUGCAUGGCAUUAUGCUUCUGGUAUGGAGCGCAGCUAUUGAGUACUUACGAAUACGACGUUCUUCGCUUCAUGGUUAUUUAUAUCGCCGUGGUCAUGGGAGGCCAAGCGGCGGGACAAUUUGGGAGCGUAACGCCAAAUAUCGCACAAGCCACUGGAGCUGCCAAUCGGAUAUUAAGCGUCAGGCCCUCCCAAGGUAACAAUGAUGGUGAAAAGAAGACUGUUGGGCGCUUUGAGGGGGGCGCUCAAAUCGAUUUCAAGUCUAUCAAUUUCAAGUAUCCGACGAGGGAUAUUACUGUGUUCAAGAACCUCAGUUUCACAAUCGAGAAGGGCCAAUUUGCCGCCUUGGUUGGGCCAUCCGGAUGCGGCAAGUCGACCGUUAUCGGAUUGCUUGAGAAGUUUUACGAAUACCAAAGUGGUACCAUCACAAUCGACGGGCACGACCUCCACACCCUUGAUGUGUCCUCCUAUCGACAGUCUGUUUCGUUGGUAUCCCAAGAGCCAGCGUUAUACCAAGGAUCCAUCAAGGACAACGUUUUGCUAGGCGUUGAUCCCACCCAAUUCACCGACGAAGAUGUCCAAAAAGCAUGUAAAGAUGCGAACAUUCAUGACUUCAUCAUUUCACUUCCAGACGGCUACAACACCGACGUCGGCCUCCGCGGUUUAGCAAUGAGCGGCGGCCAGAAGCAGCGCAUAUGUAUCGCACGAGCUCUCAUCCGCAACCCCAGCAUCCUGCUACUAGACGAAGCGACCUCCAGCCUCGACUCGGAGUCAGAAAAGCAUGUACAAGAAGCCAUUGAACGGACUGCUAAGGGGAGGACGGUGGUUGUUGUCGCGCAUCGAUUAGCUACGGUCCAAAACGCCGAUGUCAUUUUCGUCUUUGGCGAGGGUGGCAUCUUGGAAGUCGGGACCCAUGCCAAUUUGCUGAAACAGAGAGGUACUUAUUAUCAAAUGUGCGAAUCCCAAGCGCUCGAUAGGUAAAAAAGUUGCCUCUAGCUGGAGCAAACACGGAUCCUUUCGCGAUGGAAGUUUUACCUUCGUAUUCAUGACUGUAAAAUUUUGGAUACCCCCUUGACAAAAAUAUUUAAUCACUCCUCUCAUCUUUGCUACAUCGCCUUAUAUCUGGGUGGCUGACUCGCGUCACCUCCUAUUUCUUUUCUCUUCUUUUCUAUAUUAUUUCUAGCAUUAUAUUUAAUUCUAGUAGAGUAGAAUCUUAUAAAUUUCAAUAUCUAAUACUAAUAUAAUAUCUAUCCUGUCAUCAAAGGAAUUUUUCA